UAAGAAAAUAAGCUCACUUUUGUCCGAAGAAGAGAAGUUUUCAUUGAUGAAUAUCAAGGUGGGAAAUGCCUUCAGUGCCGGCACCGCUGGGGAGCACUCAACUCCAGGGCAGGAUGCGGGUGAACAGACAGAAAAUGAUGCCCUGGGUUCUGCUGAUGACCUGGAAGUGCAGCAUGACUCUGAGGUAGUUUCACUGAUGGCUAAACGAGAAGCGGACUGUCCUUUUGAAGGAGUACAUGAAGCGAGUGACACACACACGUGCUACACUGACACGCCAGGGACGGACGACUCCUCGCGGCAGAAGAGGCGCCGAUCUGAGCACGGCUGCACCAAGCCGCGGCGGGCAAGGACAGCCUUCACGUAUGAACAGCUGGUGGCGCUGGAGAACAAAUUCCGCGCCACAAGGUAUUUGUCGGUGUGUGAGCGUCUGAAUCUCGCCCUGUCGCUCAGUCUGACCGAAACACAGGUGAAGAUUUGGUUUCAGAACAGAAGAACUAAAUGGAAAAAACAAAAUCCAGGUGCUGAUGGUACAAUGCAUCCAGGAUCAAGCACACUGUCCAGAGUCAGUACAAGUCCUGGGCCAUGUGGGCUGAAUUCUGUGAAUUACCAGGCUUUUCAUACGUUCACUUCUGGAAACACAGUUCUCCAUCCCGCUACUUCUUUUCCAUUAAAUUCUAGCAGAGGCCUCCUGAAUCCCUUCAUGCACAGCGGUUAUCUUCAGCCGGCAUAUUACCCCCCACAUUUAUGA
Molecule: messenger RNA, 748 nt
Organism: Paramormyrops kingsleyae
Lineage: Eukaryota; Metazoa; Chordata; Actinopteri; Osteoglossiformes; Mormyridae
Gene: nkx1-2a
Product: NK1 transcription factor related 2-like,a
Biological process (GO): cell differentiation; regulation of transcription by RNA polymerase II
Cellular component (GO): nucleus
Molecular function (GO): DNA-binding transcription factor activity, RNA polymerase II-specific; RNA polymerase II cis-regulatory region sequence-specific DNA binding
Source: RefSeq, a predicted model, not a curated record